Caretta caretta (loggerhead turtle) is the source of this 1066-nucleotide messenger RNA. Lineage: Eukaryota; Metazoa; Chordata; Testudines; Cheloniidae. The record is from RefSeq and is a predicted model, not a curated record.
UCUGCAGGCCUGUACUGUCCUCCGGGAGCUGCAUUUUGCUGAAUAGCCACUUGGUUACACUGGAAACAGCAGCACCACCACCAGCUCCAGCAGGCAUGGAAGCAGCAGCGGUGGAAGCCCCAGAGGGAGCAGCAGCUGCAGCAGCAGCGGUGGAAGCCCCAGAGGGAGCAGCAGCUGCAGCAGCAGCAGUGGAAGCCCCAGAGGGAGCAGCAGCUGCAGCAGCAGCAGUGGAAGCCCCAGAGGGAGCAGCAGCUGCAGCAGCAGCGGUGGGAGCCCCAGAGGGAGCAGCUGCAGCAGCAGCAGCGGUGGAAGCCCCAGAGGGAGCAGCAGCUGCAGCAGCAGCGGUGGGAGCCCCAGAGGGAGCAGCAGCUGCAGCAGCAGCGGUGGAAGCACCAGAGGGAGCAGCAGCAGCGGUGGAAGCACCAGAGGGAGCAGCAGCAGCGGUGGGAGCCCCAGAGAGAGCAGCAGCUGCAGCAGCAGCGGUGGGAGCCCCAGAGGGAGCAGCAGCUGCAGCAGCAGCGGUGGAAGCCCCAGAGGGAGCAGCAGCUGCAGCAGCAGCGGUGGGAGCCCCAGAGGGAGCAGCAGCUGCAGCAGCAGUGGUGGGAGCCCCAGAGGGAGCAGCAGCUGCAGCAGCAGUGAAAACACAAGUAGAUCUGAAGUCAGUAGCCAAAGCAGCAGAGAGGGUGGCAAAAGCAGAAGUAGCCAAGGUGCUGCAGUCAGCAGCAGCAGAGCUAAAACACAGAAGGAGGAGUGCAAGAUUAAAGCUGAGGAACCCCACGCAGAGAGAAGAGGAGAAAGAGCUGAAUGAAGGCGACGUGAAAUGAAGUAAACUGCAGUUCGUGUAAUACCAUCGGAAAGAGAACACUGUCUACAAGCAAUAUCCAAUCCAAUUGCUGUUUGAAUGUGGUAGGACACGAAUCACAUCCUUACAGAAAGAGCAUGGGUCCUCGUUGAAAAAGUUAAAAUAAUAAAAAUGCACUGUUUUUCCAGUGUAGUAAUUUUAUUAAGUGUUUGGAAGGCUUGUCUGUCCUGCAGGGCGAAAAACCUGGACCCCCAAACACUGUUU